GUACAAAGCCAUGGCGCUGCACGAGGUGGUUACCCCCAUUUUCGUCCCUUUCUUGUUAACAUAUUUACUGUUCUACCUCCGAGGAUUAUGGUGAUUGACAUGGAAGCGAUAAAUCCAAGGUUACUUUCUUCUCAUCUCCAUUCACAAGAACUCGGCCUCAAAGCAUCCAGGAGAAGGUGUGGAACAAGAUGACGACGAUGGGGAAGACGAUGGAAUCUUGGUGCCCAAACAAAUUCAAGCUCAAUCUCAACAACAUACCUCCUCUUGAUCCAUCUUCAAUCAAAAGUUCCCCCAUCCUGUUCAGACAGGAGAAGCCCAGAAAUAGAAAGUUCUCUGAUGUUGUGACGGCCGGCAGGCAAGAAGCUCUGGGUAGUGGGGCAAAUUUAGAAGACAUAGUUAAGUUUGGAAGACAAAGUGUUCGUGUUUUUUCCGCAGAGAAAGUACACCCGGAGCCCGGUGAAGAUGGGACUGAAUUCAGAAUUCAAGAUACUUUGUCGGCGAAACUUCUGUUGCAUGAAGUCUGUGUUGCAAAGAGAUGGAAUUCCCCGGUGUAUCAGUGCUGCAAAGAGGAAGGGCCUAUUCACUUGACUCUGUUCAUAUUCAAGGUUGUGAUUGAAAUUAGAGAAUCAUCAACAAUUUUGGAGUGCUAUGGUGCUCCACACUCCAGAAAGAAAGCAGCAGCAGAGCAUGCAGCAGCAGGAGCAUUAUGGUACUUGCAGAAUCUUGGCCAUUUUCCAUUAAAAAAGCAAAAAAAGAGAAACAGCAAGUAACAAGGCAGUAUUUAUAUAUAUAUACAUGUAUAUAUUUAUUAUUCUUAUUGUAAAAGAAAAGUACUCUACAUAUACCAUUCAUGUGAAAAUAUGCCUUUCCCCGGUAAUUCUUCAUAUUUGGCAUUAACCUUUUUCAUAAACGGUUUGAUGUGGUGCAAAAA
Molecule: messenger RNA, 931 nt
Organism: Carica papaya (papaya)
Lineage: Eukaryota; Viridiplantae; Streptophyta; Magnoliopsida; Brassicales; Caricaceae
Product: ribonuclease 3-like protein 1
Source: RefSeq, a predicted model, not a curated record